This is a messenger RNA of Arachis duranensis, 3317 nucleotides long. RefSeq names its product probable UDP-N-acetylglucosamine--peptide N-acetylglucosaminyltransferase SEC. Gene Ontology annotation, molecular function: protein binding; protein N-acetylglucosaminyltransferase activity. NCBI's taxonomy places the organism in Eukaryota, Viridiplantae, Streptophyta, Magnoliopsida, Fabales, Fabaceae. The transcript has 28 exons. The coding region runs from base 132 to 3128 and encodes 998 amino acids. The record is from RefSeq and is a predicted model, not a curated record. Gene Ontology annotation, biological process: protein O-linked glycosylation.
UGAUCUCACCCAACCUAAGAUUGUAAAAUAGAAACCCCUUCCAUAUUUAUCGAAAUCCCGAGAUUUCUCACAGAAUCUGCAGAAAACGAAGAACGAAGUGAAACGAGUAGAAGAAACACUUGUGCUUAACCAUGGCCGUGAUCUCCGUCCACGGCGAUGGCCGCCAUCACAACCACCUCCAUCCGCCGCAGCUCACUGGUUCCGCCGGCUCCUCUCGACCGUUUUUCUCCAGUGAUUGCAUCGAGCCUUCCUCGCUAAGCCUUCUACCCUUACACGGCCAUGCUUCUUCUACCGAAGCUGAUGAAGAACUCUAUUUGUCACUUGCACACCAAAUGUAUAAAUCUGGGAACCAUAAGCAAGCGCUAGAACAUAGUAAAGCUGUUUAUGAGAGAAAUCCGCUUCAUGUUGACAAUUUACUUCUUAUGGGUGCAAUUUAUUACCAGUUGCGUGAUUUUGAUAUGUGUAUUGCAAAAAAUGAGGAGGCGCUUGGGAUUGAUUCCCGUUUUGCUGAGUGUUAUGGGAACAUGGCAAAUGCGUGGAAGGAAAAAGGAAACGUUGACAUUGCCAUUCAAUACUACCUGAUUGCCAUUGAUAUAAAUCCAAAUUUUGCUGAUGCGUGGUCAAACCUAGCUAGUGCAUACAUGCAUAAAGGGAGAGUCGCUGAAGCAGUACGGUGCUGUCGACAAGCACUAGCUAUAAAUCCUCUGAUGGUAGAUGCUCAUAGCAACCUGGGAAACCUAAUGAAAGCUCGAGGGUUGGUGCAAGAAGCAUACAGUUGUUACUUUGAGGCAUUGCGCAUUCAACCUACUUUUGCUAUUGCGUGGUCAAAUCUUGCUGGUCUUUUCAUGGAGUCUGGUGAUUUCAACAGAGCCCUUCAGUAUUACAAAGAAGCAGUGAAACUCAAACCUUCCUUUCCUGAUGCAUACCUGAACAUGGGACAUGUGUACAAAGCUUUAGGAAUGGCUCAACAAGCUACUGCAUGUUACCAAAAUACUCUUCAGACACGGCCUAACUGUGCCAUAGCUUAUGGUAACUUGGCAAGUAUAUACUAUGAGCAAGGACAACUGGAAAAUACAAUUUUACAUUAUAAGCAAGCUAUCGCAUGUGACCCCAGAUUUUCAGAGGCUUACAAUAAUUUGGGCAAUGCACUAAAAGAUGUUGGCAGAGUGGAAGAAGCAAUCCAUUGCUACAAUCAAUGCCUUGCCUUGCAAGAUAACCACCCCCAAGCACUGACCAAUCUUGGAAAUGUAUACAUGGAAUUGAAUAUGGUGUCUGCUGCUGCUUCAUAUUACAAGGCUGCACUAUGUGUGACUACUGGAUUGUCUGCUCCUUACAACAACCUUGCUAUAAUCUAUAAGCAGCAGGGGAAUUAUGCAGAUGCCAUAUCAUGCUAUAAUAAGGUUCUCUGCAAUGACCCCCUGGCAGCUGAUGCCUUUGUAAAUAGAGGCAAUACAUUUAAGGAGGUUGGUAGAGUAAGUGACGCUAUCCAAGAUUAUAUACGGGCAAUUGCUGUCAAACCCUCUAUGGCUGAAGCCCAUGCUAAUUUGGCUUCAGCUUAUAAGGACAGUGGGCAUGUAGAGGCUGCCGUAAAGAGCUACGAACAAGCAUUAAUUCUUCGUCCAGACUUUCCAGAAGCAACCUGUAAUCUCUUGCAUACACUUCAGUGUGUCUGCAGUUGGGAGGAUCGUGAUAAAAUGUUCAGUGAAGUUGAAGGGAUCCUCAUGAAGCAAAUUAAUAUAUCAGUUCUUCCUAGUGUUCAGCCCUUCCAUGCAAUAGCAUAUCCACUUGACCCAAUGCUAGCUCUGGAAAUCAGUCGUAAAUAUGCUUCCCAUUGCUCCUUAAUUGCAUCUCGAUUUGCUCUGCCUCCAUUUAGCCAUCCUGCCCCUGUCCCAAUCAAAUGUGAGGGGGGGUAUGAGAGAUUACGGGUUGGGUAUGUCCCAAUCAAAUGUGAGGGGGGGUAUGAGAGAUUACGGGUUGGGUAUGUGAGUAGUGACUUUGGUAAUCACCCCUUGUCACAUCUAAUGGGAUCUAUUUUUGGUAUGCACAACAGGAAGAAUGUUGAGGUGUUCUGUUAUGCCCUGAGUCCAAGUGACGGUAGUGAAUGGAGGCAACGCAUUCAGUUUGAAGCUGAGCACUUUGUGGAUGUUUCUGCCAUGUCAUCUGAUCAUAUAGCAAAAAUGAUUAACCAGGAUAAUAUACAUAUCCUUGUCAACCUUAAUGGAUAUACAAAGGGUGCCAGAAAUGAGAUUUUUGCUAUGCAACCUGCACCGAUUCAAGUUUCAUAUAUGGGAUUCCCUGGAACAACAGGAGCAACAUAUAUAGACUAUUUGGUGACAGAUGAGUUUGUCUCACCACUUGGGUCUGCUCAUAUAUAUUCUGAAAAACUUGUUCAUCUUCCCCAUUGCUACUUUGUAAAUGAUUAUAAACAGAAAAAUCAGGAUGUAUUGAAUCCAAAAUGUCAGCACAAACGAUCAGACUAUGGGCUGCCUGAAGAUAAAUUUGUAUUUGCAUGCUUCAAUCAACUAUACAAGAUGGAUCCUGAGAUAUUUAGUACAUGGUGCAGAAUUCUUAAACGUGUACCCAAUAGUGCACUUUGGCUACUAAGAUUUCCAGCAGCUGGCGAAAGGAGACUGAGGGCAUAUGCUGCUGCACAAGGGUUACAACCAGACCAAAUUAUUUUCACAGAUGUUGCAAUGAAGAAUGAACAUAUCAGGCGAAGUGCUUUAGCAGACUUAUUUCUUGACACGCCUUUAUGCAAUGCGCACACAACAGGAACAGAUAUAUUAUGGGCGGGUUUGCCUAUGAUCACUCUACCUCUGGAGAAAAUGGCUACUCGAGUUGCCGGAUCACUCUGUCUUGCUACUGGACUUGGGGAGGAGAUGAUCGUUCCCAGCAUGAAAGAGUAUGAAGAGAGGGCAGUAUCACUGGCCUUGAGUCGCCCAAAGCUUCAAGCUCUCACUAAUAAGCUUAAGUCUGUUCGCAUGACUUGCCCUCUAUUUGACACAGCUCGCUGGGUGAGGAAUCUUGAAAGAGGAUAUUUUAAAAUGUGGAAUCUACAUUGCUCUGGUCAACGUCCCCAACAUUUCAAGGUCACUGAAAAUGAUCUUGAAUAUCCUUAUGAUAGAUAGAUAGAUAGAUAGAUAGAUAGAUAGAUAGAUAUAGGUGUUAGACGAGACUGUAUAUAAGAAAAUCAAGAAAAAGUAGACCAAUCUUGUGCUUGCUAUGUUGAUGAAUCUGGGUGUAAUUCUGUCGUAGCAAUCACGAAUAUAUCUAUUUUGCUAGCAAUCAUGGAUGAGUAAUUUAUUGUGUUUUGGCUU